Molecule: messenger RNA, 8565 nt
Organism: Lactuca saligna
Lineage: Eukaryota; Viridiplantae; Streptophyta; Magnoliopsida; Asterales; Asteraceae
Source: the annotation of a GenBank genome assembly
AUGGGAAGUACAUUUAAUCCACAAAUAUUGAUGGAGAAGCUGGCUAAGCUCAAUAGCUCACAGCAGAGCAUUGAGAGUAUCCUACUUAAAUGUAUUUGCACAAAUAUAUUUGUCUUAAUAUUCAUAAUUGUUAUAUAAGUUUUUUAGUUACCUGGUGGAGUUUUUUUAGUGAGAAUUAAUAGUUGCUCAAUGAGGGCCUAUGGAAGAGGAAUUUAGAACAAGAUAUUUUUUCAUUUUCUGGUCUUCUUUCCUACAUUAUCUACUUUAAAGUUUCAUUAUCUUGGAAAACUUAAAAAGGGUUUCCCUAGGGUUUAGGGUUUAAGGUUUAGGAAAGGAAUGAACAAAAAACAAGCAAGGUAAUGGAAUUAGUCAUUACACUUCACUAUUUUUGAAAAAUAACAAAAGAUACUUGAAUUGAAGUUUUGAAAUUUAUUAAAGAGUAAAUUACACGAAUGGUCCCUAUGGUUUAGGGUAAUUUGUGUGUUCGGUCCCAAACUUAUUUUUUUAACUCGGAAGGUCCCUACUGUUUGUUUUUGUUAUGCACUUGGUCCCUGUCUUACCUAAAAAAGACUAUUUUGUCAUUGAUUUUUUAAUUUAUUUAAAAAAGCACACCCCCAAUCCCACCCCUCACCUUACCUUACCUACCCCACCAUUUUUCCCUAUUUAAAUAAUAGUCUUGUUAGGUAAAACAGGGACCAAACGCAUAACAAAAACAAAUAGUAGGGACCUUCCGAGUUAAAAAAAUAAGUCAGGGACCAAACACACAAAUUACCUGAAACCAUAGGGACCAUUCUUUUAGUUUACUCUUUAUUAAAAGCAUUGUUGUUAAAGAUAAUCUAUUUUAAUUACUUAUAAUUAUAAAAUAUCAUUUCAUCUCAUCAAAGAAUGAAAAAAAACACCAAGCGCCAUGUAACGAAAAUCAUCUGGGUAAAAGGAAUCACAUUUCGUGAGGAAUGUUUCAUACCAAACACUACCUUUUGUUGAUCAAGGAGGAUGGAAUUGGAAAAGAAUGAAAUUGUGAUGUUUUCCUUAAUAAUGAAUGACAUAAAGCUUUGUCACAUUGGUGUAUAUUUCACAUGAACAAGGCAAAACAAGUUGUUGAAACAUGGGAAAAACAAUUCCGAUGUUCCCCACGUGAUCAACGCGUAGCUUUUUUAUAUCUUGCAAAUGAUAUACUGCAAAAUAGUAGGCGAAAGGGUUCCGAGUUUGUUGGAGAGUUCUGGAAAGUUCUUCCGGAUGCACUUCAUGAUGUCAUGGAUAACACCGAUGAUUCCGGAAAAAACGCGGCUUUACGCCUGGUAUGUUGCUUUACUUUUAUGCUCAUGUUUCACAAAAUUUAAAUGCCUUUUUUUUUUGUUUUUAAAUAUAAAUUUACUUAAUGGGUUAUGGGUUAUGUAAUAUGUAAUCACUUAAUAUGGAGUGGAGAGCCAUAUAUGGUUGUUUCUUUUUUACUUAUUUUGGACAAAAUGACUUAAUGGGUUAAGCCAAAAAAUCCGGCUUAAUAUUUGGAUACUUACCCUUUAGUCCUUUAUGUAUUUGGUCUUAGUUCUUUCUUCCUCCCAACUCCUAUCAUGUUCCCCAUUUGUGGUUUUAAGAAUGCUAAUUUUUGAACUGUUUUCUUGUACAUUUUUGAAUAAUAAAAACAGUAUUAAUCAUAUACUCAUAUUUUUACCAUUGUAUCUGAUUAAUACUGUUUUCUUUUUUUCAAAUAUGUAAAAGAAAACAGUUUAAAAAUUAGCAUUCUUAAAGUCACGAGGGGGGAACAUGAUGGGAGUUGGGAGGAAAAAAGAACUAAGAGGAAAUUGUAUUGAUAAAUUAAAUAAUAAGAUUAUAAAAUAUUUAACUAACUAAUAAGAUGAUAAAAAUGUGAAUUUUUUUUAAUAAAAUAUUCAACUUUGAAUUACAUAAUUUUCAACAAUUAAAAAAGUUAUUGUUGGUAAUUAGUUUUAAAACUGAAGUCAUUUAUGAUCAAAGCUAAUUCAAAACCUUCUUAACUCAACAUAUUAGAUAGAGUUGAGAAUUUUGCUCAAUCAAAACAAUUCUCAACUAUUAUGUUUGGUUUAAAAUAUCAUUAAUGUUAUUAUACAAUCUCGGGUUCAAUUUGAGUUACUAAUCAUAUUUUGAUUGAAUAUAAGAACAUUUGCAUUAUAAUUUAUAGAAAAUAGUAUGCGACCCUAAACAGUUCCCAAAAACAAUCAUUUGUAUACGGAAGGGUAAAAUGGUCAUUUACCAAGAUUCAGAUAGUUCUUCCGGUCUAAAAAUGAAAUAGUCUAUAUGUAUACAUCACUUCAUCCACACAUACAACAUUACCAAUUCAACCACUUUAUCCAUACAGGACUUGAUAAAAAAUAAGAAUCAAGCCCUAAAAUUGAUAUUUCUUUUUCUAUUUUCUAUUUUCUAUUUUCAUAUUUUCAUUUGCCUACAAGCAGAUAAAAAUUUGGGAAGAAAGAAAAGUUUUUGGGUCACAGGGGCAAAUUCUGAAAGAGCUUGUUGGAAGGCAUGUAGAAAGUAGUAACAGAAAUGAGAAGCACACGGGGUUAAAAUUGGUAUUUUGCAAGUUCCUCUCUUCCUCCGUGUUUCUGUAUAAAUAUUUUGUUCUUUUUUAUGUUUGAGGAUAAGAUUUCUUGUUUAUUCGUAUGUGGUCAGCAACAGUCAGCUGGAAAUGCAUUGGAUAAGAUAGUGUCAGGGUAUCAAAUCAUUUAUGGAGGUCAACUUGAUGAAGAUGCUACGAUUAGCAAAUGCAAAAAUACUAUCACCUGCAUUGAAAAAGUGGAGCAAGGAAUUGGUGGUGAUGUUAGAUCUGGUAUGUUCUUCAAAUGCAUGUUAAAAAGUGGUUAGAUUACUCAAUUUCCCUUUAUAAUUUAUGGUUUGACCUUUGUAAGAUAGUGCCAUGUUAGGAAUUGGUGAAUGAUUUAAUCACAUAUGUGAUAUGAACCGAAACAGAUGAUGCACGUAACCAAUGAAAAGCAAGCUAUCAUCAUAAUUGAUGAGAAAACUAAAGGCCCUAUAUUUUACAGCAACCUAGUUUAAAAGAUAAAUCAAAUUUGAAAUAAAAUAAAAGAUAACUCGUCUUCGGCUACUAACAAAAUUUGGAGCAUUCUAUCGAUGCAUUGAUGCUCCCUUUCAUCACAUUGGAAACAUAAUCCUUUUUCCUUUUGUCUUCAUCAGCCUUCAAAAUUGCCCCCUAAGUUGGCCACUAGAAGUAACAUUAGUAUCCACCAGCCCCUUUCCAUGAUCGUGAAAGACUCAUACUUACUUGGUUUUCAUCUCACAUGAUAGCUAUCCUCAUAGCAUGAGUUAGGCUUUUUGGUUCUAGUGAUUUGGUCUGAAUAUAUAUAUAUAUAUAUAUAUAUAUAUAUAUAUAUAUAUAUAUUAUAUAUAUAUAUAUUGUUUUGGUAGUUUGAUCAUAUUUACACGAAAACGGGAUCGAGGAUCGGUAAUAUAUAAAAUUCGGUACAAGGGGGGUAGUCUUCUCCAGAACGCUAUUUCGGUAUGUACCAUGUAAUGUGGUAUAACGUAUCAUAUAUUACUAACAUAUAUAAUAAUAUAAAUAUAAAAGCAUACUAAAUGUAGAAUUGAUGAAUUAGGAUCGUUAAAAUUUAAAAUAUGGUGAUAAAAAAAGAUUGGGUAAUUGAUUUUGGAUUCUCCAUACGUAAUGACUAAUGAUCAUGCCUUUUUUUUAGCCAUUUGGGUUCCUAAAAUUUGGAGCAAAUGUUUCACCUGCUCAUGCCUUUUUUUUUUUUUUUAUUUUUUAUUUUUUUUAUUUUUUAAUAUAAUUAUUUUUAACCUGCAUUUUUCCACAAUCGUGUUCCAGAAAUUAAUGGGUCGUCGGAUUCGACCUCUCGAAUCGCGUUCCACACUGAUAUAGGAUCGAAAUUUAAGCAACUCGGGAUCAUCCUAUUAUGCGAUUGGAUCGCGAUUUAUUAUGUGAUUUGAUCGUUAUUGUUCCCGUUUCUGGAACGUGCGACCCGGAACGAAAAAUGUGGGAUGGGGAGCGAUCCUAGUAUCUUUGAGUUUGAUAAUAUUUAUAAAAUAUUCAAAUAGUUGCACAAGUUUGUAGACAAAUUUGGAAAUGCGUUCUUUCUUUGCACUAAUCUUUGUACCUAAUUGUUUGAUGGUGUGGCCUCGACCAACGUUCACUGUUGGAGGCCAUCUUCUACACUCUCUUAUCCUGCCAAAGAAUGUAUUAAGCAUGAUUUUGAUGAUGUUAGAUGGAAGCCUAAGUCUCAACUAUGCCCCUACAUACAAGUGAAGGAUUCGUAGUCGUCAAAAAACAAGUGAUGAAAAUGAAAUAGCAAAGAAAUUUCGUCGAAACACAUUAGAUAAAGAAUUAAGAGAAGUUGAGAGUGAAUUAUAAAAGUUGCAAAGUCGUUGAAUGAAAUAAAUAAUAUUGAUGAUGAGAUGAUUGUUUAUAUGGAGAAGUUGGGAAAAAAAUGGUGUGGGAGAAUUUGAUCCAAAAUAGGAAACGACUCUUUUGCUACUAGGUGAAAGUGUUAGAAAUUAGAAAAGUUUGGUUACACCUUGAGCUAUCGUGUUGCAAGUCGUGGGUGAGAAAUGCGAGAAGAAAGUUUAGAGUAUUCAGAUUGCUUUUGGAUUUUUUUGUAUCACUUGAUUUACUUUUAGAUGUGUUUUGUCUGACUUUCACAAUCUAUUUUGGAUGACUUUUAAAUCCAUAAUGUUCAAAAGUAAUCCAAAAAUAACCGUAUCAUAUAACAUAUAAAUCCAUAACAUAAAAUUUAAAAGUCAUACCAAAAAAAUCUUGAAAGUCAUAUAGAAGUCAUCUAAAAGUCAAUGAAAUUUAACUUGGAAAGUUAACAAAUAUCAUCCAGAAGAGAUCUUGAAAGUUAUACAAAAGUCAUCUAAAACUAAACCCAAAUUCAUGCAAAAAAAAAAAAAAUAAUAAUAAAUAAAGAUCCAAAAGCAAUCCAUAUGAUCCAAACUUCAUUUUUGCAUUUUUCACCCACGAUUCCAACAUGACGGCUCAAGGUGUAACCAAACUUUUUCUAAUACCGACACUUCCUCUGAAAGCAAAAAGAGUCAUUUCGUCUUUCGGAUCAGAUUCUCCCGCUACAUUUUUUCCAACUUUGUCAAUAUUUUUUUCUACUAAGAACUUCACAACUUUGAUAAUUUCAUUCCAACUUCGUUUUCCUCACUUGUUUUCUAUCGACCAAAUGAUUUUUCACUUACAUAUAGGGGCUUUGUUGAGGCUUGGGUUUCCAUAUGAAUGCACUUAACAUUAUCUAAAUCAUGCUUAGUAAGUUCUUCGGCGGGAUGAGGGAGUGUAGAAGAUGGCCCCCUAACUGUGAUCGCACUUGUCAAGGUCGCCCCAUCAAAUAAUUGGGAACAAAGAUCAUGGCAAAGGAUGAACACAUUUCUCAAUUUGUCUACAAACUUGUUUAACUGUUUGAAAAAUUAUAAAUAUUAUCAAGCUAUUAAAACAAAAUAAUCGUAUUUAAUAAAAAGGUUACCUUCGUCUUUGAAUACCACCAUUCAUUAGUCAUAUUGGAAGUGUUGUAGGAUUAUAAAAUUUCUCGAUUUUGUUUUUCAGUUUCAACCAAACAACUUACUUUGCUUUUAAGUAGUCAACAGAGAUUUUUCCUUUGUUUUGGUCAAGUAUAAAAAUUAUGUCCGUAUUUUAUUUUUUAUGCUACUACUUUCCAUGAGCUUCCUUUUAAGCCAUUGCCUUCUCAACCAUUGUUACUAGUUCAUGUAUGGAUUAUUUGAGAAAAGUUUUAUUCACACAUUCCAACUUCCAACUAACUCUAGGUCUCUAUUCUAUCAUAUAUAGAAUAAAAGAUUCAAUAAAAACUAGUUAGUUUUCAAGUACUGCUACUUUCAAAAAAUAAAAAUUAACCAAACAACAAUGUUUAAUAAUUCAUGUAGCUAAUACUCAAUCAACCAAUUAACCAAAUCAACAAUGUUUAAUACUUCAUGUAGCUCAAACACCAAUCAACCAGUUAGCCAAAUCACAAAUGUUUAAUAAUUUCAUGUAGCAAAAAUUAACCAAACAACAAAUUUUUUGCUAAUACCCUAUCACCAAUCAACAAUCAAAUUCAUGCAGAUUCAUGUAUUUGGAACAAUCAACCAAAACAAAUACAAUGAAAGGCAAAAGGUAUGCAGUCUGUGGACAACAUCUGCAGACCUAUGCAGUAGAAGAGGUGGACCAAAUGUCUUCAGACUGCAAUAAAAAGACUGUUUGUUUUUUAACGUCUGCAUGCUAUUAAAGUAAACUGAAGUUUAAAUAAACUGAUUUUUUAAACAUAAAAAAUAUCACGACAAACUAAAUUUUUCAUUAACUCUAACUUAAACACCUAUGUAAAACAUACAACUAAUUCAUGAAUAUAAAACAUACAACCGAUUUACAUGUUUUUAUGAGCAUUUUCUCCAUUUUACCCAUUUGACCCAUGUCUUUCACUUUAAACUUUCCAUACACAAUCGAUAUGAAUAUACAAUAUCCUAUCUUAGAAUUCGUGUGACAUUGUAUUGAUUUUUCUGUCUUUGUUUUUUUUUUUUCUGUCCCCCUUCCAAAUGGGAAAAAAAUCAGCUCAAGUUAAUGGGUUGGGUGUUGUGGAAGUGCUCAAGGGGCAUCAUGCUACAUUGAGAGAUUGCAUUGAGCAACUAUCAUCUGUAGAAUCAUCUAGAAUUAAUCUUGUUUCUUAUCUGCGAGAGGCUCUUCAGGAGCAGGUAUAUUCGUAUCCAAAAUCUCUGUUCCUUUUGAAUUUUUACAAGGGCUAAAUGCAAAAAAAUACCCUAAAACUUUCAUUUAUUUGUCAAUACAACAUUGUAUUUUCAGUUCUUUUCUUAUUUAGACAUCGUGCUUUGAACAAUCUAAACCAAAUGUCCUAUGAAAAAUCUACCCAAUUUUAGAAAUAGAAUGCUGUAAUAAUCAAAUAUCUGAAAGUACGUUGCUUUUUCUUGCACUUUACCCUUUUUUAUAGAGUUUAGGGUGUUUCUGAGAGAGGAAUGCUGUGGUUUUCUUGUUUUCAGGAAAUGAAGCUGGAUCAAGUCCGAAAUGAACUCAAGGUACAAUCUAUAUAUAUAUAUAUAUAUAUAUAUAUAUAUAUAUUUGUAUGCAAAUUGGUCUUUAAUUAGUGAUUAUUGGUGCUUUCUUCUAAAUCAUAAUCAGAUCCCAAAAUUUGAAGCCUUUUGACACGUUCAUGAAGAUUGCACAUACAUGAUAUUACCAGAAUUUGUAGAAACAGAAACUUUUAGUUAAUUGAUUUAAGACUAAAUUACAGAUUUGGUCCCUGUGCUCAAGAAAGGAAUCUGUUUGCAAUUUUGGUUCUUAUUUUAUGGUUUAUAACACUGUUGAUUUCAUCUUCUUCCUCAACAAAAUCAAAAUUCAACCACCAAAAUUGCAAAAAGACCACAUUUUAGACCUAAACCUAAAAAAGAGAAAAAGCUCAGGGACAAAAUUGCAAAAAUUGCAAAAAUGGUUCCUGUGGGUUAUCAUUUUCUCUGGGUAAAUAAAUUAAAACUGAUAAAAGAAAAUUGAAAAAUAAUAAUAUAAAGGGCAGAUUAGUCAUUUAAAGUUUGACAGGGACCAAAUAUGCAACAAAAACCUGCGAAAGGACCAUAUCUACAAUUUUGACAUGGUUUGGACUUUAUCCAAAGAAAAUGACAAACCACAGGGACCAUUUUUGCAAAUUUGUCAAUAUUAUUACAUGACUUGUUCUUGAAAAUAUAUUUUGCAUGUUUUUGUCCUUGUCUGUAACUUAUCUGCCCUGUGGUUCACCCCAUGUAAAUGACAAGGGUAAAUUUGUCUUUUUACACGCUGGACUUUUAAGUUAGACCCUCGAUGAGGUCGAGGACAAUAUCGAUAAUUUCUACUAUCCCAUAUACGUGAAUUUCAUUAAUUUCUUUUUAUUAUAAUUGUUAUAUACUUAUUUAAGUAAGUUCACCCUAUUUUCAUGUUUUCAGGCUGCACAUAAACAAUCAGAAAAAACCGAUAAUUUCUGCCGCCAGUUAAUGAAUCCCAGUGCCACCAAAUUACUCCCGGAGCAGACCACAACCACCACCACCAAACCCCACAAUUACAUUCCUGGAACCGGAGAACAGUCUGCAGCGGUAAUGUACACACACCAAGUUCCAAUCACCGAGGAGGAAACCACCAAAUCUGCCGCCGCCGAAGUGGCGGCAAAGCUCACCGCCUCCACAUCAUCCGCCGAGAUGCUCUCUUACGUCCUCUCUUCCUUAGCAUCCGAGGGCGUUAUCGUAAAUUCCACUCCAGAAUCCUCCUCAAACAACCACCCUCCCGAAAAACGAGCCAAGAUCGAGACAACCGACCACCACUACCAACCACCGCCACCAUCAUCUCCGCCACCUCUGCUACCUAUGCCGCCAAUGCAAGCUUACCCGCUGCCGCCGUUCAUGGUGGCGGUACCGUAUAACUAUAACCAGCAAGCACCACCGCCUUUGCCGGGGUAUCCCACCGUUGGGCCGCUAAUCAACAGUGGCUCUUCAUACACACCGGCGGUGGUGCCGCCACCACCUGGCGGUUACCAGAAUUAUCAAAUGGAAGGUGGGUACACUAGCCAACCGAUGGCACCGAUGUCUAGACAGUAG